CCGGCGCCCUCCUCGGCGCCCGCCUCCGACCCCGUGACCGAGCGGCCGACCAAUGGCAAGCUCCGCAGCCGCGCGGACCGAAAGUUCGCCCCCGCAAGGCUCCGCCCCCCGGCGAGACUCCGCCCCAGUGCUUCUUCAGCUCGCUGGCAGGCAGGCGGAAGCAACACCCGGAGCCGGGAUCCCGGGCCGGGUCGGGAUGAAAGGGUGCAAGCUGAGAGCUCCCCGCCCUUCUUCCCCCCCACCCCGGCCGCUCCCGGCCGCCUCGGGUUUGGCGUGCCUCGCGGAAAGAGGGGGAAGGGAAGCGGGACGGGCUCGCAGCUGCCGUGUUAGAGACGCUCGCAGGCUUGCAGGACCAUGCAGCGUGCUCCCCAAAUGGCACAAAACAGCCGUCGUGAGAAGUGGGAAGUUUCCCCGCCUCGGGUCGCCGCUUCUCUCAGAGCCUCUUGAAACAACGACCCCCACCAGCAGCAGCAGCGCCCGCUCUGCCCCGGCUCCGGGGCGCUGUUUACCUAAUCUCAGCGGCUGACGGAGCCCAGCAGAAUGCGAAAGGGAGGCAGCGGUGGCACAGCAGCGUCCCCGGCGAAGAAGUAAAAGACGUUUGCUUUGGAGCUUCGGGAUAAGUUAACUGCGAGGCUGGGGUCCUGCUGUCUUAUCUCUGCGGGGAUAAGUCUCACCGUGCACGUUGCAGGCAUAGCCGAUCUGUUUUGAUGCCAUUACCGUAUCGGAGAAGAACAUUAUAUGAAAAACUAUUACCUAAUAUUCUAGAGACCAUUGAAGUGUCAAAGUUUAAUGCCAAGUGUUUUAGCUCGAAGGCUGCUCAGUUCUUCCUCUGACGUGCAGCUCUGUUCUAGAACGCGCUGAAAACAAGGGGAUCAUUUUUAUUUUUUUGCCGCCCGAAUGUCCUUCCUUCCUACUCUCUUCCUCCUCUCUCACCCCCACCCCCGCCCCGGAACCGGGUAAAGUUAAAGCCAGAAUUUGUACUUUCUUUUUACGUUUUGCUUUGCUUCACUUCAUUAGUGGUGUAAAAUGCAUUGUUACAGCAUAUUAGCAUAUUAAUAAAGAUAACGUGACUCAGGAAAGGAAAAGAGACCUGAAAUUUACAAGCGAAGGAGAAAUAAUUGAAUAACAUCAGCAACUAAAAGAUAAGCUUGCGGGAAAGAAAUAUCUCCAUUAUAAUUACUCAAGUGUACAUUCUCUAGAUAGAAUCUAAGAAAGAAAAAUGUGACCAUCGUGGGGGAGAUAGCAAUGUUCACGCUGGUCAGUAACGCAUGUUGAAGACAUAAUGCCUUAUUAGUGGAUUUCACAAAAUGUACUUGCAUUGGUCAAUAAGCACCUUAAAUGUGGAAAAGCUUUGUUUUAUCAAAUAAAGGUUGCAAGUUCCUGCAGUCACUGGCAUAGCUAAUGCUCUAAAUGAUAUUAAUGUUGUCAGACUGAAAUAUGCCACAUACUGAGCCCUCUGGUUAGUACAUCAAGCCCCCACGUUUAAAGUAUUACGUUGGAAAAUUGUAAAGCACCUCAACUCCCCAGUCCAAGCAACUAAAUAUGUAUAUGAAUAUACAUGGAAACCCUGAAGUAGGAUGUAGUUACUAGGAAUUAUAGCCCUUUGACACAAACCAAGAUAUAAAUGUCUUAAAAGGAUUUCCUCUACGAUAUAGUAUGAGAAUGCAGAAUAAAAUAUGUAAGGUGAUAUAUCUGUUAUUUCUAAAGAAUGAGCACAGCUUUUGCUGAGAACCGAAAAAUGAAAAAAAAUAAAUUGAGCUAUCUAAACCAA
Macaca mulatta (Rhesus monkey) is the source of this 1771-nucleotide messenger RNA. NCBI's taxonomy places the organism in Eukaryota, Metazoa, Chordata, Mammalia, Primates, Cercopithecidae. The record is from RefSeq and is a predicted model, not a curated record.